AUGGCGACGCAAGCACCUGCUGACUUGUCUGUCUGGGCUCGUGGGCUCGAAGUAUUACUGCUCACAAUGAACCAGGUGCCGCUCGAGCUGCAGGAGAGGCUGCUCGACAGCAGUGCUGCACGCAGGGCGGUACUCGACGCUGCCUUUGGCUUCCCACCUCUCUUCAGCAACGAAGAGGCCUCCACCUUCCUUGCCGCUUGGAUCAACCAGAACGCAUCUCGUCUCCUCCAGCCUGACACGACUAGCUUUCAGCCUUCCACGUCCGCAUCCAAACACCAGCAGACGACCUUUGGACGCAGCCGGCGACUAACCGAGGAGGCUACGCAUCUGUGCAUACCCGCUGCAGCCGCCAAUGAGGAGAGCGCGGCCACCACGGACACUUGCACUCUAGACGUCGACACUUCUGCUUCCUCGGCAACGCAUGCUGCCCGUCCUCCGAGCAAGAAGAAGCGUCGCGUAGGCCAGUCAGCCGCUGCUGGCGAUGCAUCUUACGCGGCCUCCCCCCGCACCCGCACCCGCACCCGUUAUGGCGAUGGCCGUGAGCCCAUCAUCCUUCGUGGGCCCGAGCUUUCCAGCAACGACUUCACCUGCCCGAGUGUCCUGCGCAGCACGAUUGGCACACUGAAGGAGCCGAUUCCGUUGAAUCUUGUGGUGAAAAUUCGCAGGAACAACGGCACGCACUCGCGCAAGACGGCAUUCCGCAAGAUGAUUGUGGACGUCGGCGAUGGCGAGAACAUGGUCCUGAGGGUUGACAAAGGUACCAACCUCUACGGAUGGUAUGGCGAAGAAUCCGAGCUUACAGACGGUACGGUGGUGGUUCUGUGGAACUUGGAGACCAAGAAGGCAGCAGGAUCGAGCCAACUCGUUUUUUUUAGCGCAUCGUCAGUCGCAAAGGUGGUCUCUGCCACAUGGAUGGACGUCCUCGAGUGGCAUCAAGCAAUGCAGAAAAGGCUGCCACAAGCAGAGACCAAAGUGUUCGACGACAUCCCGGAAGACUAG
Moesziomyces antarcticus is the source of this 999-nucleotide messenger RNA. RefSeq lists its product as uncharacterized. The coding region runs from base 1 to 999 and encodes 332 amino acids. Lineage: Eukaryota; Fungi; Basidiomycota; Ustilaginomycetes; Ustilaginales; Ustilaginaceae. The record is from RefSeq and is a predicted model, not a curated record. The transcript has 2 exons.